Messenger RNA from Penaeus indicus, 773 nucleotides. RefSeq lists its product as uncharacterized. The record is from RefSeq and is a predicted model, not a curated record. The transcript is spliced from 3 exons. Bases 29 to 592 code for a protein of 187 amino acids. NCBI's taxonomy places the organism in Eukaryota, Metazoa, Arthropoda, Malacostraca, Decapoda, Penaeidae.
AUCAAUCCAGCAACAACAAUCAAGGAACAUGGCAGGGCGAGUCCUUCUGGCGCUGUUAGCCUCCGUCUUGGCUGUGGCUUCGGCUAGCCCGUCUUACUGCACUCCCAAGAUCGAAUUCUACACAGAGACUGAGACGCAGAUCCAGCAGGUGCCGGUGUAUUCCACGGUGUACGAGACCCGCAAGGUCCCCUCGACCAGCUACCGCAUCCAGUACGAGACCAAGUACGAGACCUCCUACGUGCCCCAAAUUCAGACCACUUACGUCACUAUGACAGUCACAAAGAAGGUCCCCGACUUCCGCACCACCGUCGACACCCAACUGCAGACCCGCCUCAAGACCGUGUUCUACACCGAGACCAAGCGGGUGCCCACCUACGUCACCGAGACCCAAUACCAGACCAGCUACAUGACCACAACCAAGUACCAGACCGUGUACCAGACCAAGAACGUGCCCCAGCAGGUGACCAACACUCAGGUCCAGGUAGUGAGCACCUACGUCACACAGACUGUUCCGGAGUACCACACUACCUACGUGACUCAGAGGUCCUACCAGACUGUGUGUCACGAAGGAGGUCAGUCAUACGGGAAGUAGAGAGCGCUCGAGUCAGUCUUCGAGGAGGCCGAGAAGGAGGGCGGAGUUAACGUUAAGAACAAAAUAACAAUAAAAAAACAAAAGACCUAGGAAGUGCGCAAAUAAAACAACUUUUGAAAACUUCCUCAUACUUAUGUGAAUCUCCCGUGAGGCGAUUCCGGAUCUGUGAUGAUUCUCAAAA